Messenger RNA from Trichomonas vaginalis G3, 2625 nucleotides. RefSeq names its product leucine-rich repeats (6 copies)-containing protein. The transcript has a single exon. Bases 1 to 2625 code for a protein of 874 amino acids. NCBI's taxonomy places the organism in Eukaryota, Parabasalia, Trichomonadida, Trichomonadidae. The record is from RefSeq and is a predicted model, not a curated record.
AUGAUUUCAAUCUUUUUCUCUAUUUGUUUAGCACUUGACGCAACAAUUGAUGAUGUUAAAUACACUGGAAGUGAUUUAGAUGAUAUUAUCACAACAAAUAAAUUAACAAAGUCUUUAAUUCAAAAAAUAUCAUUAACAUCAGGAGAUUUUGACUUUCGUAAAAUGAACACAACAGAAUACUCAUCACUUACAUACUUUUCAAUUGAGUUAGCUGUCUCAACUUCUCCUUUCCCUGAAAGCUUUUUCGAAAAUCACACUACAAUUCAAAAUGUCGCGAUACAAUCAUUGAUUUCUAUUGUUGAGCGUGCAUUUUACAACUGUACCAAUCUUACAACAGUGAAUUUCCCUGCAGUUACUCAAAUUUAUUCAUAUGCUUUUUAUAAUUGCAUUAACUUAUCUCAAUUAACACUCGGCGAUAUCGAUACACUCUAUCCAUACUGUUUUGCAAGGACAGCAAUCGAGACAGUCAAUCUUCCAAACUUAAUUAACCAGAAAUUAGACAAAAACAACAUCGCAGCAUAUUACAGCGAAUGCAAGAAUCUCAAAGAGUUCAAAGCCGCCAAAAUUACGAAAAUAGAAGACUACACACUCUGGAAUUGCCCACUUUUGAAUGUUUUGGACACUCCCUUGGUUUCUGUAAUCGGAAAUUACGGUUUGACAAACGAUAAAGUUUACAAAACCUUAAAUCUUGGAAAUAUCACAGAAGUGGGAGCUUUUGGCUUUUAUGGACUGAAAUUGGACAAAGUAGACUUUCCUUAUUUGUCUAAAAUAGGAAAAGCGAGUUUUGGAGCGAGCGAAUUAUCCGAAAUCAAUUUUAAUUAUUUAGAAGAAAUAGGAAACGCCGCUUUCAAGGAUUGCAAGUUUUUAAGGAAAGUUUCAUUACCGAAUGUUCGUGUUCUGUAUCCAAACUGUUUCAUGAACACGUUGAUAUCUGAAAUAGAUCUUCCAAGUUUAACAGAUUUGGUCGAUGAUGUUGAUAACGGAGAUUAUUUCAAUUAUUGCAAAGAAUUGGAAAAAUUUACAGCGCAAAAACUGACAAAAAUUGGUCAUUCAAUGUUUAUGCAUUGCGAAAAACUUGUUGAAGUUAAUUGCCAGAGCGCAUCGAAAGUUGAAACAAAUGCUUUCUACUUUUGCUUAAAAUUGAAUAGUUUACAAUUAGGUGAAGUGACAGAAAUUGGCAAAGCAAGUUUUAUGAAUUGUGUUCAAAUUACUAAUAUUUCUUUGCCUAGUUGCAAGUCUGUGAAUAGUUCUGCAUUCUCUACAUGCAGUGGAUUAGUUUCUGUUUAUUUACCUUCUUUGGUUUUCUUGGGAGAUAAAGUUUUCGAAGAAUGUUCGAAAUUGGAAAACUUCACUUCACAAAAAGUGACAAAAAUUGAUGAUUUCACUUUUUCUGAUUGUUUUAGACUGAAAAACAUUGAUGCUCCUAUGAUAACAUUUGUUGGAGAAUCGGCAUUUAGUAGUUGCCAAUCAUUGGAAUCAAUAAAAUUUGAUUUUGUUGAAGAAAUUUUGGUAUCUGCAUUCCAAGAUUGCACAAAACUAAGAAAUGUUGAUCUACCUAAGUGUAAUAAGGUAAAUAUAAGUAGUUUCCAGGGUUGUACACUAUUAGAAACUCUAAAUUUGGGUGAAAUCCAAAAAAUUGAAGAUUCAACAUUUAAAUAUUGCUGGAAUUUAAAGAAGAUAUCAUUCCCUAAGGUGACUGUUAUUACUUCUUCGGCUUUUAAUGCCUGCAAGAACUUAACAUCUAUUAGUUUCCCUUCUGCAACAACAAUUGGAGAUUAUUGUUUCAAAGAUUGUAUGAAUUUGACUGAUAUCAAUAUCCCUCAAGCAGCAUUUAUAGGAAAUUCUGCUUUUAGAGGCUGUUCUUCUUUGAAAACAAUUAAUCUUCCAAAUUUAAUCAUAUUAAAAGAAGCAGCAUUUAAAGAAUGCAAUAAAAUAGAGAAAAUUAACCUUCCUAUGGCAGAUACAAUCUCGGAUGAAGCCUUCUCCAAUUGUGUCUCUUUAAUUAAAAUUUCAUUAGAUCUUGCCACAGAAAUUUGCGACCAUGCAUUUGAAAACUGUAUGAACCUUGCAGAAAUUAAUAUUCCUAAGGUUAGAUCUAUCGGAUGCCACUCUUUUGCUUUUUGCAAAUCUCUUAAGAAUUUGAACUUGCAAAGCUGUGUUAAUUUCACUGGACAUCAUAACUUUGCUAAUUGUUCAAGUUUAGAAACAGUUAAUCUUACUUCUCUUAAAUUUGUAUCAAAUGAAACAGAUUUUGUUUUCUUUGGAUGUGUUUCCAUCAAAAACAUAUCAUUUGGAUCAUUCCCACCACAAACAUUUAAAGAAGGAGUGUUCGAUGAGUUCGUAAAUCACAGAGAUUUUAAGAUAAUUUUACCAUCAAAGAAAGAUUGGAAGAAUUAUGCAAACCAGUCACAAAUAGCAAGUAACUUGGAAUAUGUAUGGUUUGGAUACAGAUCUGGAGUUAAAGACAGCAAAAAAUUCUUCCAUAAAAUAAUUUUACCAAUAAUUAUUGCAUCUGUAUGUUUAGUAGUUCUUAUUGUAUUCAUUAUCAUAUUGUUUAUUGUGAGAAAGAAAUCAAAAGAGUCAGCAACGACACUUUCACUCAUUUCAACUACUUUAAUGACUUAA